UUUCUUAAUUAUAUGAGUACAUUCAACUAACUAAGAACUGGAAUUUAACUUUUGAAUACCUACAAUAUCAGCUGUAUUUAACAGAGACUGUUUUUAUAAGAAAAUUUCCAUGUCCUUGUUUUUAAAUAUUGCACUCAUCAUAUAUGUUUCCUGUGUAUAUUUUUCAGCUCAAGAUAAUGUCGGUGGUGGAUACGUUUUGCGUAUGGUACCUCGAGAUGGAUGGCUAGCCCAACCUCCACUUAAUAAUUGGGUCCCCUUAAAGCUCCCUGUAAAACGUGUAAUUGUUAUACCAACAAGAACCCAAGAAUGUGAGACUCAGGCCUCUUGUACAUAUACGGUUCGGAUAACCCAAACCUACAAUAUCGAGUCACAACAACAGGAUGAUAUUAUCUAUAACUUUCUCAUUGGUGGUGAUGGAAAUGUUUACGAAGGCCGUGGCUGGAAUAACAAAGGUUCGGUAAUAAAAGGUUUUAAUGAUGACAGCAUAAGUUUAGCCUACAUAGGAUCAUUUAAGAAGAUGCCACCGUCCUACAGACAAUUAAAUGUUACCAAACUAUUACUGGAGGAAGGAGUUCGUUUGAAAAAGCUCUCUCCGGAUUAUGAAAUUGUUGGGGCUAACAAAUUGGAUCCAACAUCAGUUAUGACUAUAGCAGAUGCUUUGUAUAAAAGUUUUGAGAAUUGGCCACAUUGGUCAGCUUAUUAAUAUUGAUUAUGUGUAUGUACAUAUGUUUAUAUAUUAAGAAUAGUUAAGUGAAAAUUUUAAUGAAACCAUUAUGACAAACUGGA
This is a messenger RNA of Lucilia cuprina (Australian sheep blowfly), 786 nucleotides long. Its product is annotated as peptidoglycan-recognition protein LC-like. Lineage: Eukaryota; Metazoa; Arthropoda; Insecta; Diptera; Calliphoridae. The record is from RefSeq and is a predicted model, not a curated record. The coding region runs from base 110 to 703 and encodes 197 amino acids. Gene Ontology annotation, molecular function: N-acetylmuramoyl-L-alanine amidase activity; zinc ion binding. Gene Ontology annotation, biological process: peptidoglycan catabolic process. The transcript is spliced from 2 exons.